UUUGGCGCUAUAAUCUGAAUUUGAGGAGCACUUGAACCUGUUCUGUAACUGUCCCCGGCAGAAAUCAUGGAGGGGUGUGGUCCGGGCAUCUGUUUAGUGGUGGUGGGAAUGGUGUCGAUUCUACAGCUGGGGGUCGUUUUUCAUUAUCUACACUAUUCUAGUAACUACAGGCCAGGCGAUACACAAAGAUGGGACAAUAAAACAGUGACCCACAAGACGGGGGUAGACUUUGUCCGAUGGAGCAAGGGCCGUUUCUUGAAGAUUGCCGAAUCACAAACCAGGAAAUCUUUAGCACCAGGAUGUCAAAAUCUUCAGACACGGUUCCUGACCAUUGGUGUACCCACAGUCUGCCGUAAGCAGCAGCAGUAUGUCUCGACAACGCUGGACUCGCUAGUCAGUGGUCUCAGUCGCGGACAGAGACAGGAAGUCGUCAUUGUCGUAUACCUAGCCGACCAGAAUGAGACUUGUCGGCGAUCUACUGAGACUGAUGUACGGCAGAAGUAUCCCAGUCUUGUCCAGUCGUGUCUGAUUCGGUUCCUGCAUCCUCCCGCCAUUUCCCGGUUUUAUCCCGCGUUGUCGAAACAAUCUGGAACAAACAGUGAAAAGAAAGCAAGAUGGCGGUCCAAACAAAACUUAGAUUUCAGCUACCUUCUGAUUCAAUGUCAGAAUUUAUCGACUUACUACCUCCAGUUGGAGGACGAUGUUAUAGCAGUCAGCUGGUUUUAUAGAAGUAUCAAAGAAACAAUAAAAAAGACAGCUAGCAAUUGGGUCUGUAUAGAAUUCAUAGAAUUGGGAUUCAUUGGGAAGCUUUUCCAUUCAAGUGAUUUGGUGCCUUUGGCUACAAUGAUUGUUGACUGGUACAAACAUACCCCAGCUGACGAUACGUACAUCGAAUACUACAAGAAACGUCAACAGAAAUCUAGAAUACUUGUCACACCUACAUUAUUUCAACACAUCGGUUGGCAUUCUUCUCUAGAUGGCAGACUCCAGAAAUUAAAGGAUCCGUAUUUUGAAAGUGAUUUAGAAAAUAAAUUAUUUGUGAACACUAAUCCUCCCGCUAAUAUAUCCACUACGAUGACCAUAGAUUUCCAGCAUCCACCACGUGACUGCUACGAGGGAUCACGUGGAUAUUUUUUAACGUCAGAACCUGUUAAAGACGGAAACGUGUUUAGUGUAUUGUUUCUGUCUUUGCAGAACCUCUCUAGAAUAUUUGUCCAAACAGGCAUAUCUGCCGGUAGAGGGAAUAUACUAGAAGAGGGCGUUUUAGAGUUGGGCAAAAAUAUAGACUGUAGAAACCAGAGUUUCUUCAAUGUUUACAGAUUUCACAAGGGAAUGGUUGAUGUCAGAAUAGACCAAAAGGAUGUUCGAUGUAUUGUAAUCCGGGUGACCGCGGACCAGAAAUCCGUCCUCAUGAUCAAAGAAAUAUCAGUCUUUCAAAAAUGAGCCAUCGUGAAUUUUAAUUUAAUUAACCUUAUUUGUGUAUUGGGGUGUCUUCGUGCCUCGAUACCAAUAAACGUGAAUGUCAACAUUUUUAUCUCGCAGAACGUAUAGCUGGUAUUUGAUUUUCAAUUCAUUAACACCAUUAUGAAGUUAAGGAUUUGUCUCUCUUUUGAAACUGAAAACAAUUCAAUUUCCGGAACUCUACAGCUGGCGUUUCCUAGAUUAUCAAAUAAAAGGUUAAUUACAGAAAGGUGACUUGGCUGCUUAAAAAUUGGUUUGGUGAUUAAAAUACAUUAAAUAUACACCGUACGUCACGCAUGUAUGUUUUCUUUUGUGAAUAAUACACCUUGAACGUUUUGUACAAAUACUACAAUGUGUAAUAUUAAUAUAUAUAAAGUUUGAAAAACGUUAUAAGUAAGGUUUUUCAUUUUAUCUAAUAGGAACAGAAUCAAGUUUGACAAAUGUUCGCUAAAUUUGCAAACCAUUUUUCAUCCAUCUUCUAUCUUUUCAAGAUUUGAAAGAUACAUGAUAUUGUCAUUGGAGCUAACGACUCCUCAAUUCGAAAUAAACGUUCUUCUUUUCGUUUAAAUAAGAUGAAUUUAAUUCCAUGAGUUUGCAUAACAA
Molecule: messenger RNA, 2064 nt
Organism: Magallana angulata
Lineage: Eukaryota; Metazoa; Mollusca; Bivalvia; Ostreida; Ostreidae
Product: alpha-1,6-mannosyl-glycoprotein 4-beta-N-acetylglucosaminyltransferase-like
Exons: 4
Coding region: 67-1443 (458 amino acids)
Biological process (GO): protein N-linked glycosylation
Molecular function (GO): acetylglucosaminyltransferase activity
Source: RefSeq, a predicted model, not a curated record